Molecule: messenger RNA, 1828 nt
Organism: Fundulus heteroclitus (mummichog)
Lineage: Eukaryota; Metazoa; Chordata; Actinopteri; Cyprinodontiformes; Fundulidae
Product: guanylyl cyclase-activating protein 2-like
Exons: 4
Coding region: 410-979 (189 amino acids)
Biological process (GO): visual perception
Cellular component (GO): photoreceptor inner segment; cone photoreceptor outer segment
Molecular function (GO): calcium ion binding; calcium sensitive guanylate cyclase activator activity
Source: RefSeq, a predicted model, not a curated record
AAACCUCCUCACACACUUCAUCGGAUCAACACAUCGCCAAGCACACACUGGCGCUUUGACAGAUUCAGCCUUUUAAUCUGUGUGGUGUGCGGGAGGCAAAUCUGUUCCUCUCUGCCGUCACGUCAAAGAGUCUGCAGAUUAGCUUCCCAACACCACAGCGAGUAGUGUGUCAGUGGAAUACCUGUAAUUCAGUUCAGGACGGAGUAGUUUUAGUUUCUGGAAACAGAAAUAUUCCAGAAGAGCUUCCUUUCAGGCGGGGAUUUGGUUGGAAUGCAUGAGGACUCAACUGGAUCUGUUCAGCAGGGGUUCCUGAAAUAGCUCCAGGGUUCUGGAGAAGGUCCGUGCAGACCAUGCGCCCGCUCAAUAACCCACCAUCUGAGGGGAUUUCUGCAGCUUCCUGACUGGAGCUAUGGGUCAGGUCCAGGCCACCACAGAUAAAGAAGUGACUCUCCAGAACAUUCAGGAGCUGUACAGAAAGUUUACCAGCGAAUGUCCGAGUGGAAACCUGCACCUGCACGAGUUCAAGAAAAUCUUUGGAGUCAGCAGCAAAUCAACAGAGGAGGAGUUGGCGUUCAUUGAACUGGUCUUUAGCUCCUUUGACACUAACAAGGAUGGUAAACUGGACUUCAUGGAGUAUGUGGCAGCUGUGAACCUCGUUCUUCGUGGAAAACUCAUCGACAAACUGAAGUGGUCUUUUAAAGUUUACGAUAACGAUGGGAAUGGCUCCCUUACCAACCAGGAAGUAAAACGUGUUGUCAAAAUAAUCACCAAAAUUAAAAGGCGAGAUGAUCGGAACGUGGAAGAUGUCGACAACAUCUGCGACCGCAUAUUUGAGCUGGUGGACAAGAACAAAGAUAGUCAGAUAUCUUUGGAGGAGUUUAUUGAGGGAACAGAGAAGGACCCGUGGCUCCUGGAGCAGCUCAGACUGGACAUUGCACCCACAGACUGGUUCAUUAAACACCAGGAGAAGAAGACGUGAGUCGUGGUAAAUGACUGGACUCCAGACUCUGGGACUAUUCAGCCUUACCACUCAUGAGGAACCUUUGACUUCUCUGGCACGGAGAUACACUCCUACAACAUAUACACCGCGUUAAACUUCAACAGUUAGCCUUAAUUUUCCUUUGCUGUCAUUCUGGGAGCAGGUUGUGCCCAUUUUCCUUCAAGUGAGAUGAAGGAGUCAUCUGAAAGUCUUUAAAAUACUGUAAAGAAUCACAGAAGAAAAGGACUUCGACCAACAAACGCAGAAACAGUAAACUUUAAAUGGCUCAGUGAAGGAGGAACAACCAGUGUGACUUUGAAGGCCUACAAAAGUAGUUCUCCCAUUUAUUUGCUGGUAUGUUUCACUUUCACUUUGCUUUUUUGCCUUCUUUCUCCUAAAUACGUGAUUCCCCAGACUCACUGGUAUCCCUGGUAAAGACGUGUAAAAAGCCUUAAAAUAAAGUCCUGUUUCGCCAAAAGGAGAGCGCUGCAGCCGAUUUAAACUUCUUCAUAAUGUCUCUGACUGAAGGUUUAAACAGCCUUGGGCCAAGAGCCGUUUUCCUGACUUGAGAAGAUCAAACCUCUGCCUUACUUCAAGGGCAUGUUCUCUCGUCUUUCCCAUUUUCAAGAGCCGCUAAAAGAAAUGUGCCUUGAUGUGCGUCAUAUUUAUAACCCAGAGACACGGGAUGUUGUUGAUUUAAUGAUUGAAAGUUUGUACAUGCUCUGAAAAAAACUUGGAAAAGUAAAUGUAAAAGUACAGAAAAUGCUUCAGUUUCAUUUGUUUCAUGUGAACUGUUCGUUUUUUCCAUGCCUCACCGGCCACUUUAUUAGGUACACCCGUCCAAUUGCU